AUGGAGCACCUGGGUCCGCACCAUCUCCACCCGGGCCACGCAGAGCCCAUCAGCUUUGGCAUCGACCAGAUCCUCAACAGCCCGGACCAGGGCAGCUGCAUGGGGCCCUCCUCUCGCCUACAGGACGGAGAAUACGGCCUUGGCUGUUUGGUUGGAGGCGCCUACCCUUACGGCGGUGGGGGCCCCGCGGCCGGGGCGGGGGCCGGGGGCGCGGGGGCCUAUGGCGCUGGAGGCCCGAGCGGCCCCGGUGGCCCGGCGGGCGGCGGCGGCGGCGGCGCCUGCAGCAUGGGCCCGCUGGCCGGCUCCUACAACGUGAACAUGGCCUUGGCGGGCGGCCCCGGUCCCGGCGGCGGCGGCGGCGGCGGCGGCGGGGGGGGCGCGCUGAGCGCUGCGGGGGUGAUACGAGUGCCCGCGCACAGGCCGCUAGCUGGAGCGGUGGCCCACCCUCAACCUCUGGCUACCGGUUUGCCCACCGUGCCCUCCGUGCCUGCCGUGCCGGGCGUCAACAACCUCACCGGCCUCACCUUUCCCUGGAUGGAGAGUAACCGCAGAUACACAAAGGACAGGUUCACAGGUCACCCCUAUCAGAAUCGGACACCCCCCAAGAAGAAGAAGCCGCGCACGUCCUUCACGCGCCUGCAGAUCUGCGAGCUAGAGAAGCGCUUCCACCGCCAGAAGUACCUGGCCUCGGCCGAGCGCGCCGCCCUGGCCAAGGCGCUCAAAAUGACCGACGCGCAAGUCAAAACCUGGUUCCAGAACCGGCGUACAAAGUGGAGGCGGCAGACUGCGGAGGAGCGUGAGGCCGAGAGGCAGCAGGCGAACCGCAUCCUCCUGCAGCUGCAGCAAGAGGCCUUCCAGAAGAGCCUGGCGCAGCCGCUGCCCGCCGACCCGCUUUGCGUGCACAACUCCUCGCUCUUCGCCCUGCAGAACCUGCAGCCGUGGUCUGACGACUCGACCAAGAUCACCAGCGUCACGUCCGUGGCGUCGGCCUGCGAGUGA
Messenger RNA from Balaenoptera acutorostrata (minke whale), 999 nucleotides. It is a transcript of the gene TLX1, whose product is annotated as T cell leukemia homeobox 1. Gene Ontology annotation, molecular function: RNA polymerase II cis-regulatory region sequence-specific DNA binding; DNA-binding transcription factor activity, RNA polymerase II-specific. Gene Ontology annotation, cellular component: nucleus. The record is from RefSeq and is a predicted model, not a curated record. Bases 1 to 999 code for a protein of 332 amino acids. The transcript has 3 exons. Lineage: Eukaryota; Metazoa; Chordata; Mammalia; Artiodactyla; Balaenopteridae. Gene Ontology annotation, biological process: regulation of transcription by RNA polymerase II; animal organ development.